Molecule: messenger RNA, 1812 nt
Organism: Diorhabda sublineata
Lineage: Eukaryota; Metazoa; Arthropoda; Insecta; Coleoptera; Chrysomelidae
Product: zinc finger protein 701-like
Exons: 5
Coding region: 71-1444 (457 amino acids)
Cellular component (GO): nucleus
Molecular function (GO): zinc ion binding
Source: RefSeq, a predicted model, not a curated record
AGUCAGUAAUUGCCAACGUGACAGGUGUAUAACCUCCAUGUUGAACUUUAUUUAUUUGUAACGAAAAAAUAUGUGCGCCAAUAUUUUAUAUGAAGAUUUCCCAACAAUUUGUCGAUUAUGUUUAGGUCGUGGAAAUCUACAACACAUUUUGAAAAUCAAAGAACUAGAAUUUUUUCGACCCGUUUUAAAUAUCAAGCUCGAAGAAGAAAAAUUACCGCAAAAUGUGUGCCUGAAAUGCGUUAAACAAUUAGACGAUAUAUUUAAUUUUGUAGAAAAUUGUAAUAAAAACGAAAAUAUUUUGACGGAAAUUUUAGAACAAGAAUCGAAUGUAGAACAAGACGAAAUAGCUAAUAAUAGUUUUGACACUGAUAUAAAAAAUGAAGAUAGUACUGAUAACGAUUUUUUUUUAAAGGAUGUUAAACAAGAAUUCGUAGAAUUAGAACCAGAUAUUGUAUUACAGAUAAAAAAAGACGCACCUUUAAUUUGUGAAAAUUGUAGCGAGAGUUUUUCUUCUUUAACAGGCUUAAGUGAACAUUAUAAAAUAUUUGCCAAUUGCCGUCCAAAAGAUUUAUUAUCGUCAAAAAACGAUAUUUGUAAUAUAGUCGAUUAUUUAAAAAAACCGAAACAGAGAAGGGGCAAAAAGAAGAUAAAAGAGGAGAGUGAUGGCGAACCAGAAUAUGUUAAAGGAAAAAAAUUGAAGGGAAAGAGGAGAUUUUUAUGUAACUUUUGCGGAAAGAAUUAUACCAGAAAAAACGGACUGGAAAGACAUAUUUUAAGCCACUCAGGUAUUAAACCAUUCGAGUGUAAAGAAUGCGGUAAAAGUUAUAUAACUAAAGAUACGCUCAAGACUCAUCUAUUGACCCAUACGGGAAUCAAAGCGCACAAAUGCACAGUUUGCCAGAAAUCAUUCACCCAAUCGAGUCAUCUCAGUUACCACAUGAGACGACAUGCCGGAGAAAAACCACACAGGUGCACAUAUUGCGGAAAAGCAUUUUUGUCAAGCUACCACUUGGAGAGGCACAAACUAAUGCACACCGGGGUGAAACCGUACGAGUGUAACUUAUGUGGAAAACAAUUCGUCCGCAGUACCACCCUCAGAGAUCACCUUUUAAUUCACAGCGGAGAAAAACCUUUCCAAUGCCAACAUUGCGGUAAACAGUUCAAUAGGAAACAGUCUCUUACUAAUCACGUUUUGGUACAUACAGGGGGGAAAAAUAGCAAUAGUAGUUCAAAUGUACCCAUAGGUUUAAAUGUGGUUUCUAGUGAUAAUAGUUUUAAAUAUGUGAAUUCGUCCAAUGAAUUAUCAGUAAAUCAAUUGUUAUCCGGGGAUAUACCGGGGUUUUUACCUACUUCGGCCGGUAUUAAAUCUACAGGGGUGGAUAUGUUUGUGAAUAGUUCAAUCGACAUGAAAACGCAAUCGGACAGUUUAAAUAGUGCGUCGUGAGAAGUAGAUAAUUUGUAUUGUUACGUUUCCGAUAAUAUUGAGUUAUUUUUUAUACGAGGGGUGCGUGGAAAGUGAUAACUUUGACGGGGUUAGUAAUAAAGUUUAUUUUUGGUGUUAAUUUUUGAUCAGUUUUCCUAUAUGAAAUGUGGAAAUCAAAAAAAUCUCUUCUGUUUAUAUUUAGUAGGGGUUUCAUAUUUUUUUUACUAUGGAAAAUUCGUACAUACAAUGUAAAUCGAAAAUAACGGAAUUUUUAUGUCUUUUAGAUAAUUUUAUCAAUUUUUCUAUUUUAAAUUAAUUUAUUAUGUUUUUGUUUUGACUUUUAACAUAUUAAUAUAUGUAAAAAUGGUCAAUAAACUUAAUAAACUUUG